This is a messenger RNA of Malassezia pachydermatis, 5175 nucleotides long. Its product is annotated as sen1 protein. Lineage: Eukaryota; Fungi; Basidiomycota; Malasseziomycetes; Malasseziales; Malasseziaceae. Gene Ontology annotation, cellular component: nuclear body. Gene Ontology annotation, molecular function: ATP binding; helicase activity; transcription termination site sequence-specific DNA binding. Gene Ontology annotation, biological process: termination of RNA polymerase II transcription. The transcript has 2 exons. The record is from RefSeq and is a predicted model, not a curated record. Bases 1 to 5175 code for a protein of 1724 amino acids.
AUGAGAUGGCUCGAAGCCCGCCAUGUAUGUGGCCCAGGGAACGAUGCGGACCCUGUGGACACACUGAUCGACAGUGUGGAAUCGGCUCUCGCGCCUGAUACGCUGGAGCAUGCACAAGCACACACGCUGCUGCAAGCGCUUCGCACAGCCACCCAAGUGGGUCAGAAAGGGCCGAGUACAGACGUCUCGGAGGUCAGUAUCCGCGGUGCAUUGCAGCAUCUGCGCGAGACGCAGGGGCAUGACGAAAUGGCAUGGACACGCGUCGCAAAAGCCUGGCCGUCGCCACUAUUGCUGCAGCCAGACGUCGCGACCUUGGUGAUGGACAGUCUGCAGCGACCGACGACACCCAUCGCACUUGUUUUACAAGUGUUUCUGCUGUUUCUGUGCCACGAAAAGGCAUCGUCGUUAUGGAGUCGGACUCAAUGCAUGCCUGUCCUUGUACUUACCAAUCUGCUAGAGCAUCCGCACCUCGACAAAAUACCUCUCUCUCGCCGUUUCUUGUUCUAUACCAAGUACUUGGAUGCGGUUCAAGGCUAUUCGCAGCCGCUGUAUGACGAAACGUUGAAAACACUCAUGCACUAUGUAUUUGAAAAGCGGCAGCAGCCACACGAGUCAGCCGAGCAACGACAGGAGCAUGCCUUGCUGGGUGCGCUGCUCCUGGAAGUGCGCCUGAAGCAGGUGUUGCGUACUCUAUGGGAAGCGACGCAUAUUGCUGGCGCCGUGCGAAUGGAUGAGAGCCUAGCGCUGGUCCUGGAUUUGUACGCUUCGCGUUUGCUGCAUGCGGGCUUGGCGAUGGUGUGUGAUGCUGUGCGUGUGGCCAAUGCAUGCUUGCUGGUGUCGAGUGUAACGCAUCAUACGUCGCAGCUUCGUAAGCGGUUUCAAGCCCAAGCGUCGGUGGAUACGAACGAGCAAUUGUUUAUGCAAGUGCGCGCCGAUUUUGAGGGCCUUGGCCCGCCUACGAUCUCGCCGCGUGUUUGGAACGAUGUGGCAUUGGCGCUCGGGAGUGAAGAGGCCCAUGGUGUGCCGCGUGUCGUAUGUGCGUAUGUGCUACGUGCCCUGUCUGUCAUUGCGCCGUUCCAUCCGCCCCCGGUCGUCGAGGCGCAUCAGCCGCGCAGUUUGGUCGAGACGGAGACGCCGACGUACCGAGACAUGUGUGGGACCAUGACGUCGACUGUCAUGCAUAUCCGUCAGGCCAUGGCCGUGAUGACAGAUACGUACGUCGCAGCGAUGCCACGCGUUCAUGAUACGCUUGCGAAGUGUGUAGCCUCAUGCACAGAGGCAGUGACCUUACUCAGUGCGUCGGCCAGUCCGGAGAUGGCCUCGGCGACAGAGACACUGCUGCAUACGCUCGGCGAUCUUUCCUAUACCCGCUUUGAGACGCUGCAUAUGUUGUGGAUGGAGCAUCGCGAGGCUGCUUUGCAAGGGGCACAGCGGUACAUUGCGCUGUUUUUGCUCGUGACACGCUCGAUUUCCUGGGCGUUGCCGCUGACACGCUCGUCGAUCCCCCUACUGGACGAUCUGCUGCAUGUGCUGUGUGACCGCAACAUGGGUCUGUUGCUUCCGUACAUGCCCUGGGGCUACGGCUCGCCCAAGCCCGUGUUGGCGUUAUGGACGGGCAUGUCCGAAUGCAUGGCGGCCAUGUUUGAGCAGAUCCCACACUGGUCACGAACGGCCGAUCGGCAGGAAAUGCUGCAGUGGAUUGCCCAAGUGCCUCGCCUUGCUUCGUUCAUGGUCCAAAGUGCUACGCUUGCCUCGAACUCGAACGAACUGCAAACGUACCGAGCCAAUGUGCUAACCUCCCUCUCGCUUCCCCUGGAUAGCGCGAUCAAUUGGCUGCGUCUGAACCAUGAAGAACUGCUGCAGCAACUGUCCGACUACAUUCGCCGCACAGUCAAACUGUUCAGCACGGAAGACUGUACACUCCCGGACCACGUACGCGAUCAUGCGCUGCAGUUCCUUGAGCAGCAACUCAGUGUGACGCGCGCCGAGGAGCGGAAGACGCUUCUGUCCACCGCACAAAUGGAGCUCCUUCUCGACGAGUUUCUGGUCCUCCCACGACGUGCGCCUCGCGCGACGCCCAAGCCGGUGCUGACGCAGCAGACGUUGCCGUUUGCGCCGUCCAGCGCGACGGCCAGUGCACCUCGUGCCCGCGCGACACCUGCUGGAUCGACGUCUGCGUUCCAAGCCGCGACGCAUACGCCAGCGCUUCGCACGACUGCGCGCCCAGCUCCGACGAGCAGCAGCGCCCGCGCGCCCAAAUCCACUGGCAAACUUGCGCAGCUGCGCAAUGAGUUCCAGCUCACGCGCGUCGCCGCACGCAAACCGCAUGCCCCUGUACGUACCCUGGAGCCCGACGAGCUACCACGCGCACCACUAGCGACGAGCCGCGUCACAGGCGCCGUGACCAGUGUACCACCUCGCCGCGCGCCUGUUGACUCCGACACGACCGACUCAAGCAGCGACGAAGACGGCGGACUGCACUCGUUGGUCUCCCCCCGCCAAGCCAAGCCGACUACCACGCAGCCUCGACGCCGUGUGCGUAUGAUGGACGAUCCAGCGAUCCUCGCGGCGAUGCACAAGGCCGAGGACGAAAAGCGGCAGCGACGUCUGCGUACACCGCCCGCGUGGGCGCCGCUGCAUCGCUGUCUCUUAUCGUGGGACGUACGUGGCCAAGACGCGCUCCCGCCUACGCGUCUCGACGGCACGCCGUUCCCUGUCACACACAAGACCGAAGGGAUGCAGCAGGUGAGCGACUAUACGGAGCGCUUUGACUCGCUGCUUACGUUGGAGGCGUGGGCGCAGUUUCAGCAGGAACGCGAGAUGCUGGCCAGUCAGCUGCGUGUCGCGUUGACGUAUGUGCGACACAAGCGCGUGGACGACUUUGUGCAUGUGGAAUACACCUCGGCAGCGUCCGUGCCGAUGGGCUACUAUCUUAGCGAGAUGGAGCUCAUUUGCUUGGUACUGCCCACGCGAGCUGUGACACUCACAGGUAUCGUCAUGAGCGCUACAACGACGUCGGCACGGAGCCAGCCAGCGACGUUGGAGGUGGAAAUCCGGGUCCUUGCGUCGAAAAUCGCGCCUGUGAUGCCGUACCUGCACGACGACCAGUGGCAAGUCCACAGGUUCAUGUCGCUUACGACGCUGCGGCGUGAGUACGCCGCGCUGAAAAGCAUGCCAGACCUCGGCGUAGUCCAGGAUGUAUUGCAUGCGCAUGUCGCACGACCUGCGCUGGUGUCGGCAGACGAAGUGGCACGAGCGGCCAAGUCGUACGACCUCAACGAGCCGCAAGCGCGCGCCGUCGUCUCGGUGAUGCGUACCGAUGGCUUCUCGCUGGUACAAGGUCCGCCAGGGACCGGUAAGACCAAGACCAUUCGCGCGCUGGUCGCGGCGUUUCUUGGGAAGCAUGGCACGUCGGCGCAGCCAGCGCCUCGAGCGCGCAUGCUGCUUUGUGCGCCGAGCAAUGCAGCGAUUGAUGAAUUGGUCGCGCGUUUGAAAGAGGGCGUGCUCGUGCAUGGCAAACGUGUGUUCCCCAAUCUCGUACGGUUGGGCCGCGAAGACGCGGUGCAUCCGUCGGUGCGCGACGUGACGUUGGAAUCGAUGCUGAACAAUCCGACGCGCGAUACAGAGUCGCUGGAGGCGAAGAAGCGAUGGCAAGACGCCGAUGCGCAAUGGAAGGCGACGAAGGCAAAGCUGCGUACGGCGUCGUCGCCGGACGAAGCGCGGCAACUGCAGGCGGCUAUCAACGAGCUGGCCGACCGGUGCUUUGAGCUGCAGGAGCAAGUUCAGUCGCUCGCGAGUCGGCAGCGGUUGGGGCAGGCGGGCGCAGGGAUGCAGCGCUCCGUCGCACGCAUGUCGAUCCUCGAUAAGACGGAGAUUGUGUGCACGACGUUGACAGGCGCCGGUCACGAAAUGUUGUACCGCUAUACCUACGACACCGUGGUUAUUGAUGAGGCCGCGCAGGCCGUGGAGCUGAGCACGCUGAUUCCCUUACGAUACGAGUGCCAGCGCUGCAUCUUGGUCGGUGAUCCCAAGCAGUUGCCGCCGACGAUCCUUAGUCAGGAAGCCGAGCAGCGUGGCUACGCCAAGUCGCUGUUUGUGCGCAUGUUUGAGAAAGCACCGGCGCAUGUCCACUUGCUCUCGAUUCAGUACCGUAUGCAUCCGGACAUUAGCCUCUUUCCCUCUACGGCCUUCUACAACAAGCAGCUGACCGAUGGCCCGACGAUGGCGGCCAAGACACGUAUGCCAUGGCAUGAUACGUAUCUGUUUGGCCCCUUCCGCUUCUUCCAUACCGACGCGCGCGAAGAGGGCAGUGCGGGGCAUUCGUACCUGAAUCGCACAGAAGCCCGGACGAUCCUCGAGGCGUACGCGGCACUGCGCCACGUUGCCGGACACAGCUUAGCGGGCCAAGUGGCCUUUAUCAGCAUGUACAAAGCCCAAGUGCAGUGCCUUCGCUCGAUGUUUGUGGAGCAAUACGGCAGAGACGAGGCGGAGAAUGCCGACUUUAGCAGUGUCGAUGGUUUCCAGGGCCAGGAGAAAGAUAUCGUCUUUCUCAGCUGCGUACGUAACAACGCACAGGGCAUGAUUGGGUUCCUAAGCGAUUAUCGACGUCUGAAUGUCGCAUUGACGCGUGCGCGAAGCAACAUGCUGGUCUUUGGCAAUACCGCGAUGCUCUCGCGCGAUACAGUAUGGCGUACGAUGAUUAAGGAGGCUGAGCAGCGUGGGUUUGUCAUUCGGACCACCGCUUCGACAUUUGCGAACCCUCGCCGUGGGGCCUGCGUGCCCACGCCCGCCCUCGCUGUACCGACAUCGUCCCAUGCACCAGUCAAAGCACCGCCAGCCAAAGCACCGCCAGUCAAACCGCCACCAACCAAACCGCCACCAGCGAAAACACCAGCCGUGGUAGCACCCAAAGAGAUACCCCCCGCCAACACAGUCCCUGCCAAACGAAAAGGCGACACGACGGCUCCGCUUCGUGCGCCACCCCGCGUGGUGCCAUCGACCUCGCUCCUCGCGCCCCCACGCAAGCCGGCCAAAUGGGCCAAGAUCGUGGAGAAAAACAAGCAGAAACCAGUCGAGCCACCGACGAUCAGUGCCGCGAGCAAACGCACAUCGUCCGAGGGGCCCAGCUGGCUGCGAUCUGCACGCCCGCCCAGCGUGCCACGUAGGCCAUCGUAG